UCGCGGCGGCCCCAGUAUCCCGGGGGGUCCGCGGGGGCUGUCCGGGCCCCUUCAGUGCCACCUCAGAAGCGCUCAGGUCCCCUCCGCUCGGGGAGGCUGGGGGAAUUCCGGUCUACUCUGCCCCAGGGGACCGGGGAUGCUGCAAUCCCCUCAGUCCUGGAAAGCUCUUCAGCUCUCAGCUCUUCAGCUUGAAGGGCUGCAGUCCUCUCAGCCGCGGGACCAAGGAGGGGCUCAGGUCCCCUCAGACCUGCUGUCUGGUCGAGUCUGUUUCUCAGGCCUGCACUAUGUGUUUGUGGGGCAUCUUGUCACCUCUGCACCAGAGGACCUGGAGAGCAUGGGGAGCCCAGGUGGGAACUCAGGGUGUGAGACCAGGCCCUUAAUCGUGGUUGUCUGGUCCCCUCAGCUCGCUGGAGUGUGAAGACAAGGCUGCUUCCCACUCCAAAUUUAGUCUGAGGCAUCCACUGUGAGUGGGGAGGGGAUCUGUCCUGCCUUGAUGACUUAAAGGCUGUAGUGGUGGCAUUAGGGCCAUGCUUCUUCUCUGGGUCUGAGAUUGGUUUGUUGACAGUGGUCUGAUGGUCUUGGAGAUGAAGAGGCUGGAAGGCAGGACCAGGGGGUGAAAAGGAAAGGCCUCACCGUCAUCAGUGACUCUUAAAAUUACAUGAGAAGAAGUCAGCAGCAGGUCUUCUGAGCUGUGACUCACCUAUUCAUAGUGAGCUCCUAACCCGAUGGAUAGAAAAGCAAUUUGAGGUGUUUCACACACGGGGCUGGCGAGCAGAGGGGAGAAAAGAGCUGGCAAAGCGCAGCGUGACGCUGCUGGCACGGGGAAGUUGAAAGGCAACUUUUAAUCUGAAGGAAGUUUGGCUCGCAAAGAUGCCGGCCUGAUCCUCGGGUCUGGGAAUUUCUCUGGAGAAGGGAUCGUAAAACGUUUGAGCUUGCAGAGGCCUUGUUGCUGUCUCUCCUCUCGUCGAUCUUGCUGGCAGUCAGGAAGAGGAAAAGUUGUCUGCUGUUUUCUGCUGCCUAAUUUCCAUGAGAAGAAGAAUGGCCACCUGAAUAUGAAGUGAACUGUUUCCUGUGCUUGCCACAGCGCCUGGAUACUUGUAUCUGGUAGUUAGAGACCAGGACUUGCCUCUCGUUCUGCUUGGAACUGCUUUCUUGGACAAGAUGAAGCUAAGGAGGAGCUUCCCAACACACUGGAAUCACAGUGGUUGCUGCCCAGUUUAAAAUUGAUGUCAGACUGUGCCCUGGCUACCUGGCGAGAUGAAAGAAGUGAUGCUGUGGUCACCUGAGGAGGUGACAAACUGGCUAACGGAAAAUGCUGUGCCAGAGUAUUGUGAGCCACUCAAGAGCUUUACAGGGCAGGAUCUGAUCAACCUCACAGAGGAGGACUUUAAGACGACACCUCUGUCCCGGGUGUCUUCUGACAGUGGACAGCGGCUAUUGCACAUGAUUGAAACUUUAAAAAUGUCUCACCACAUCGAGGCUCACAAAAAUGGGCAUGUCAAUGGGCACAUUCGUGUCGGCGUGAGCAGCACCACGCAUGAAAAUGGCUUUAGCAGUAAAAUGAAGCUGAACGGGAUGCCAAAUGGGUAUAAGAAGGAGAUGAUAAAGAUCCCCAUGCCAGAGCCAGAGCGCUCACAGUAUCCUGUGGAAUGGGGAAAGACUUUCCUGGCUUUUAUUUAUGCACUUUUUUGUUUCAUCGUUACCACAGUGACUAUCUCAGUCGUUCAUGAACGAGUGCCUCCCAAGGAGGUGCAGCCUCCCCUACCAGAUGCAUUUUUUGAUCGUUUUGAUCGAGUGCAAUGGGCUUUUUCUAUUUGUGAAAUCAACGGCAUGAUCCUUGUAGGACUGUGGUUUGUUCAGUGGCUGCUCUUAAAAUAUAAGUCUAUAAUUAGCAGAAGAUUUUUCUGUAUAGUUGGCACACUAUACCUGUAUCGGUGUAUUACAAUGUAUGUGACUACACUUCCAGUUCCUGGCAUGCAUUUCAAGUGUUCCCCAAAGCUUUUUGGAGACUGGGAAUCUCAUCUGCGAAGGAUAAUGAAAUUGAUUGCUGGUGGAGGAUUGUCCAUCACAGGAUCCCACAACAUGUGCGGCGACUAUCUGUACAGCGGUCACACUGUCAUAUUAACUCUUACGUACUUAUUUAUCAAAGAGUAUUCCCCACGGCGACUGUGGUGGUACCACUGGCUUUGCUGGGCACUCAGCAUGGUUGGGAUGUUUUGCAUCCUCCUUGCUCAUGACCACUACACUGUGGACGUGGUGGUGGCUUACUACAUCACUACAAGACUUUUCUGGUGGUAUCACACAAUGGCCAACCAGCAAGUGCUAAAAGAAGCUUCACAAACUAACCUCCUUGCAAGGGUCUGGUGGUACAAGCCCUUCCAGUACUUUGAAAAGAAUGUCCAAGGAAUUGUACCUCGCUCUUACCACUGGCCCUUCCCCUGGCUGGUGCUGCACCAGGGCAGGCAAGUGAAGUACAGCCGCCUGGUGAAUGACACAUAACAGCAUGCCAACAGGCAAACUGGGGGAAAGGACCUGUCCCAAGUGCUAAGGACUCCCAAUGAGAAGAUGCCAUAGAAAAAAUCACCUGCUCCCUAGCCCUUUCUUUUAACAGUUUCCUUGACUUAACCUAUUCAGUUACCUGGUAAGCACUGUGAUCUUUUUUUUCACUCCAAAGGAUCUACGUUGGACAACAAUAAAGAAAAUUUAACUUAUCAUGCACUGUUACACAUUUCUUGUUAAUAGAUUUGGGAUUUACAUUUACCCAUCACCAUGUUCCUUUGUAUAUGAUGCGACAGCAUAAAUGGAAGCUUUUAUAUCAUAAGUUCUGGUCUUUCCAGUCAUGUCUGGGAAUAAAGCAUAUUAUUUUCUUGGGAAAACAUACUUUUCGUAUCUCUUGCCCCAAAGAUUGGGCUGUAAGCCAUUUUCUAGCAAAUGACUAUAUGAAGGUUUCUAAAUACCUGCCUUGGGUAAAAUCAAGAAAUCUUUCUGCCUGUUGCACCAUGCUAUGACUGAGAUGAUAGACACAGGAAGGUUUGGUAGUCUUGAUUUUGUAGAAUCUGCAGUGGCUGUGUCAAAAAGUGGAAACACAAAAAAAAGGAGAGAAAAAAAAGUUGUAAAGUGAUUUUCUAAGUAUUUCCUAACUUUAUUUUUCAAAAUGUGUAUGAAAAUUAAAUUUAAAGAGAUUUUUACAUGUCAGAGAAUAGAGAAUUAAAAUUUAAAGAAAAUGCUUCUUGGGAGAGAGAGAGAUUUGUCUAUGUUUCUAGUGCCUUUCUUGUCUUGAUUGUAUGGUCAGUAGGCAAUCUUAAAUGUUUUUAUUUAAAAAAGUAUUCCAUGAAAGCAGAGUUAUAUAUACUGUAUAAUUACUAAUUUUUUUUUGCAUUUAUAGCUAAAUUAAACUGGAAAUUUGCUUAUAAUGUUGAACUUGCCAUGUGUAGGGGGGGAAAAAGGAACCAAAUAAAAAGGGUCCGAUCGUGCUCACACAUUGUGGGCAGGUCAAACUAAAAGGUAUCACUUUAUUGUCUACUUGGUAGCUGUAUUUUAAAAAGAAAAACAGCCAUGAAUUCCUGUUUUUUAAGAAUUUUACAAAUGAUCACUGAGUGAACUAUGAAUGGUUUCUCCAUCCCGUAUCAAAGUGUUGUUGGAAAAACAACAAAGAGAAUCUAUUUCUUUAAAAUAUUUGUGCAGAAACUGCAUGUAAUUAUAAGUUUCACUCCUACCAUACAUACUGUAUGUCUGGGGAAGUAUUCUACCCUACACUUGCCAAUGUGCAGAACAAAAUAGGUUUUUUUUAAAGAAGGAAGAAGAAAACAAACAAAAAAAAAUCCGUUCUGUAUUUUACGUGAAGCAGAGUUAUCUUCUGUAGGAUUUUUGUGUAUUCACAAGGUGAUAUUUGUAUUGUAAAACAACAAUGGUGAAGGAAAAUAAAAAGGCUUUUGAAAAAUGUAGUUUCCUUUAUCUUUUAAUAUUAAGUUUAAAUUUAAAAGCUGGGUUUAUUCUUUCAAACCUUGCCUUUAAUUUUGUGUGUCACUGCACUGUAGGCCAUCGAGUUUGGACUGUAUGGAAACUGCAUUGAUUUCGAGUUGCUGUUCACAUUGGGCAAAGCAGUGCCUUAUCUGAAAUAAAUGCUAUGCAAUAGAUUCCGGUCCUGUGGGAGCCGGGAGUGGAUGGGAGAAGCCUUCCUGGGAGCCAUCGCUAGGGCUUGAAAAAUCUACCCCAAAACUGAUGGGACGGAGUGUGUUGCAGGGUAAACAUCAAGGGUCUGUCAGUCCUGUCACUUAAACAGCACUAAAAAAAAAAUCUCCAAAAAAGUGAAAUUUCUGUGAAUCUGUGGUGGUGAAAGUGUCAGUUCUUCUUCCCUGUGUUUAGGGGAUGGUUUAUCUCUGCUCCUCUGCCCUGUUCCUCAGCCUUGGCCAAAAGCUUUCUUGAAGCAUCAGUGGGGUUGAUGCUUCUCCUGCUUUGCCUCACUGUUGCUCAGGAUGCUAAACAAGGCCAACCUGUUUCUUAGCCAUUCCCUUUGCCCCUGGGAAGGAGAGAAUUUCUUCACUCCUUGUGCUUCUUGGCAAGACCCUUUACAACAGCAUUUGCAGAGCUGCCUGUGAAUUUCAGGGAUCAGCUCUACAUGUUUUACCUUCAGUUUAAAGAAACUGAGACAAUUCUUUGCAACUGUGUCUGAAAGACAAUUUUAAAAUAACCCCACCCCGAGCUGACUGCUUGGGAGAAUUCACACUCCCAGAUGAAAUGAAGGAGUAGAUUUUUCAAGACCUGGCGUCACGCGCAUCUAAACCAUUGACAUAAGUAAAUGUAUGGAUAUAUGCACAUGACAUUAAAUGGAAUCUGCUGAA
Molecule: messenger RNA, 4841 nt
Organism: Colius striatus (speckled mousebird)
Lineage: Eukaryota; Metazoa; Chordata; Aves; Coliiformes; Coliidae
Gene: SGMS1
Product: sphingomyelin synthase 1
Exons: 8
Coding region: 1258-2499 (413 amino acids)
Biological process (GO): sphingomyelin biosynthetic process; ceramide biosynthetic process
Cellular component (GO): endoplasmic reticulum membrane; Golgi membrane
Molecular function (GO): protein binding; sphingomyelin synthase activity; ceramide cholinephosphotransferase activity
Source: RefSeq, a predicted model, not a curated record